Molecule: messenger RNA, 399 nt
Organism: Cuscuta campestris
Lineage: Eukaryota; Viridiplantae; Streptophyta; Magnoliopsida; Solanales; Convolvulaceae
Source: the annotation of a GenBank genome assembly
GACGAACAAAAACACCGGCGCAGCAGCGCCAAGGAAUAUAAUAAUGAGUGUGCAACCUCGCAGAGCUUAGUUAUGCUGCCUGUGAGCUUUGCAUCCUUUUAAUAAAAAUGACUCUCGGCAAUGGAUAUCUCGGCUCUUGCAUCGAUGAAGAACGUAGCGAAAUGCGAUACGUGGUGUGAAUUGCAGAAUCCCGUGAACCAUCGAAUCUUUGAACGCAAGUUGCGCCUCAAGCCAUUUGGUUGAGGGCACGUAUGCUUGGGUGUCAUGCAUUAUGUCUCCCCUCUCGUGUGUGGAGUGGGAAUAGAUCCUGGCCUCCUGGGCCCUUCCUUGGGCGUGGUUGGCCGAAAAUGUUGUCCUUGAUUUUGUUGAUGUCUUGGUGUGCGGUGGAUGUGCCAGGUG